UUAUGCAACAUCACCAAUGCACUACCAAAUCCGGAACGCCUGGUAAACUUGAUUCUUCCACGUGCUGAAGCAGGCUGAACGUUUUGUACUUUUGUCAGUGACAGUCCUGCACUCGCCGUUAGUCUGCACCCCGUGUGGUCAGUCACUCGAUCCGCGCGGUGCAGCAUGCAAGUAGUUGAUAAUACUAUCUAUAGAUUGUCUCUCAUAGCUAUGCGGACAUUUACCGAGCUACCAUCUGAGCUUGUCGUACUCAUUCUGACCAAUCUCCCAGCCGUGGACCUUGUGAGGUGUCAGCAACUAUCGAAAUAUUGGUACACCCUCAUCAAUAACCAUGCUGGCCUGCAAUAUAGUAUUGCACUUGCUCUGACGUCCAUGGAGGACGCAUGUGCUACAAGCUUCUCUUCACGCGAGAAACUCGAUAUUCUAAAUUCUUUCCAGAGAAUGUGGACAAGUGGAUCCCCCUUUGAGUCCGAAACCAUAUGGCCCGUGGUCCCUUAUAACGACCACAUGAACCUGGCGCAAGACACAAUGGUGCAAGGAAUUGGAAUGCGCUCACUGAAGUUCACCAGGAUGUCUUGCGAUAUAACCAGCGCGUCAACCAUUUCUUGGGAUGUGGAACUUGACUUUGACAUUGUUGAGUUCACCUUUGAUCCUGAUGAAGGUCUCCUCAUCGCUAUCGAGGCGCGGGAUAAUAGAUGCUAUGUACGCCUUCUAGACACGAAUACUGGAAGGGGACACAAAAAUGCUACUCAAGACAGUCUCUAUAUUGGGGAAUUUGGCACUCCGGGACAAAAUGACUUGAUGCCCUUGGAUGGCGAAAACCUCAUACUCGACACGAGGAGUGCUGAAGAUAUGCUGGUAAUUCUCGCUAACUGGGAGGCAGAGGAACGGACGAUGUACAGGCUAACUGCGUGGAAUUGGCAUGAAGGCACCAAGUUCUUGGAAUUAUCUCCGAGUAUGGACUUCUUGAAGGACCAGUACAUCUCCUCGGCGUCACCUCUCAAUGGGCGACAAAUUAUUUUGGGCGUCACCGGCGGCGGACAAUCAGAUAACCAACGAGGUUUUGCCAAAGUCUUGGAUCUUACCUUAGGUCGGAGUGCCUAUAUGGAAGCCGUUACUCUCGAAUUUCCUCCCCUCACGGCUUCUCUGGAAGAUCUUAGCAUCUGGCGAAACGUGCCAGCUACUCCAUCUCGACGCUCCUUGCAUCAUAACUAUUUGCCUUUCCAAUGUACACAAGACGAUGCGAUAAUCUCGUUUGGGUUGCUCCUUGACCCACCCAAUGGACACGAUCUUCCGGGAGAGUAUCACUUCGUGAUUCCGACGUCGAAGUUUAUUCGUUGCGUCGAGCGCGCGGCCAAGUGCUCUGGUUGUUGUCUUCCCUGGGCAGAGUGGUUACCAGACAAUUGUCGACUGUUUAGUGUCGAUGGUGCUUGGGACGUUGCAGGAUCUCGAGGUAUCCGUCAGAGCGGCGGACACAUAGAGAUCAUGAACUUUGCUGAAGCUGCAGUAAGGCGUCAUGAGACGUCACCUAAUAACGACUAUCUCACUCUGGUGAAUACUCCUGUGGAGGUUAAUGCACCAGUGUUCUGGAAGUGUCCGAUCACCACGUCUCUCCCAUACCUAAUGCACAGUGUCCCUCUGCCUGACGAAACCCAGUUUGAAGCGGUAUAUUGUGGAAGCGAUACCAUAUUUCUCUGCAAUGUGAGAAAAUAAUACCAUGGUGCUGCGUCCAAAGUAUUGGUAGACAUGUAGAUAUAUCCUCAUGACGAUAUAUUAUUUGACCCACAAACCUGGCAAAACCAGAGAUUAUGCAAUUUCACACAACUCACAAGAGAGGACAAAACUGUACAUUGUGAACAAGCUGUACAGAUGAUACAAUAUGCAGAAGUCGUAAUAACAUCGUAGAUGCGUAACAAAUCGUAAUCAGAUAUGCGUUAGGAGCGAGUAGAGUUCAAAUGUGACCAGUCUAUUGUCCGUAGUCGAUGCAACCC
Somion occarium is the source of this 1991-nucleotide messenger RNA. Lineage: Eukaryota; Fungi; Basidiomycota; Agaricomycetes; Polyporales; Cerrenaceae. The record is from the annotation of a GenBank genome assembly.